This is a messenger RNA of Emys orbicularis (European pond turtle), 1311 nucleotides long. It is a transcript of the gene ID3, whose product is annotated as inhibitor of DNA binding 3. The coding region runs from base 1 to 366 and encodes 121 amino acids. Lineage: Eukaryota; Metazoa; Chordata; Testudines; Emydidae. The transcript has 3 exons. The record is from RefSeq and is a predicted model, not a curated record. Gene Ontology annotation, biological process: circadian regulation of gene expression; negative regulation of transcription by RNA polymerase II; cell differentiation. Gene Ontology annotation, cellular component: nucleus; cytoplasm. Gene Ontology annotation, molecular function: transcription regulator activity; protein dimerization activity.
AUGAAAGCCAUCAGCCCGGUGCGGUCCGUCAGGAGCUGCUACGAAGCCGUGUGCUGCCUGUCGGACCAGAGCCUGGCCAUCGCCCGGGGCAGCCCCGGCAAGAGCCCGGCGCUGGAGGAGCCCAUGAGCCUGCUCUACGACAUGAACGAUUGCUACUCCAAGCUGCGCGAGCUGGUGCCGGGCAUCCCGCAGGGCACCAAGCUGAGCCAGGUGGAGAUCCUGCAGCACGUCAUCGACUACAUCUUCGACCUGCAGAUCGUGCUGGAGGAGCAGGCGAAGGGCCAGGACCCGGCCGCCGAGACCUCCCUCCUCUCCCUGACGGCCUCUGAACUGUGCUCGAAAGACGAGAGACGUUUGUGCCAUUAAUGUCUCUUCCCCCCUCCACCAGACUGCAGGUGUGGGAUCACAACGCUUGGCUCUCUCCAAGGGAGGAGGAGAAGAGACCUUGACUUGGAAAGGAUCAGACUUCAACCCUAUGCAUCCAAUAAUGGAGGGACCUCAGCCUUUAUCUUCCAGAUAUUGUGUCUGUGGAGCAUGUGGCACAAGGCAUUGGAUGCUUGGCUGGUUUUUCAGUACUGUUUCCGCUUCCCCACUCUGCUUCUCUUGCCUGAAAAUAAAUCUCAACAGGCCAGGAAAGACUUUGAUUCUGCCCCCUCCAUCCCCCAACUAAAUGGAUCCGAACUCUUGACUAUUUGAAUUUAACCGCCUCAUUGCACAAGGGCAAGAAAUGCUGGGAACUCCUGACUCCUUGAGCAUCAUCUGCACUGUAAGAUCAGUGUUUUAUGUUCUCGAAAUCCCAAGUGUGCUAGACUGGCUCCCCAGUCAUUAUAUAGAUCUCUUUAAAACGUGGCUGGCUAUAAAGGAGACCACAACAUGCUUUAAAAAGACUUGCAGAGAUGCAGUUGUAUGUAUAUUUUGGAUUAUAGUGUGAUUUAAAAAAAAAAAAAAAACUUAAAGGGGGCUGGGUAGAGGGUAAUACCAACAAGAAUUUCAAAACUGAGCUGUUCUGGGGCUGUGGCCUCAUGUUUAUUGUUGAACUCUAUAAUAGAGUAUAACGUUUGUACCUUUUUUGCAGGAAGGUGAAUUUCUGCGAUCAUGCAUUGUACUUGCUUUAUAAACUUUUUAUAAAAGUUAAAAGUUUUUACAUAAUAAAAUUUUAAGUUUGUUUUUUUUGAAUAAUCCUUCCCUUGCCCCAAAAUUCUGAAAGUCACAUCAGGGUUACUUCCUUGAAACUUGAAACUAGCUUUGGGGAGAGAAGUAACUUUACAAAAAGCAAUUGCAAUAAAAUUGAUCCAUCGCUGUAUUGAGUUU